Solanum pennellii is the source of this 1313-nucleotide messenger RNA. RefSeq names its product DNA-directed RNA polymerases IV and V subunit 4-like. Gene Ontology annotation, molecular function: nucleotide binding. The transcript is spliced from 11 exons. The record is from RefSeq and is a predicted model, not a curated record. NCBI's taxonomy places the organism in Eukaryota, Viridiplantae, Streptophyta, Magnoliopsida, Solanales, Solanaceae. The coding region runs from base 154 to 816 and encodes 220 amino acids.
AUAAGCUAUAAUUUGACACAGUUUCCAAUACAAAAUUUGGUUAUAAUUGGGCUCAUAUAUAGCUCGUUCCAUUUUCUCGUGCAAGCUUCACACUCUCCAUUGAGCUUCCAACUUUUUCUCCGUCCUACAAAAUUUCAUCAGUGAAUUGCAGCAAUGGCGGAGAAAGGAGGAAAAGGGUUUUCUUUGCCGAAAAGUGGAAAGUCUGCUCUGAAAUCCCCUGCAUCCAAAGGGAAGGAUGAUAGCUCAGCAAAGUCCAAAAGAGGAAGGAAAGUUCAGUUUGAUUCUGAAGGAUCGCUUGAUACCAAUUCCACAAAAUCAAAUGGAAAAGCUGAUAUACCAUCUUUCAAAGGUGAUUUGGGCAAAGCCGGGAAAGGAGAGAAAGCUGGCAGUGCUGGUAAAAGUCAAAAAGCAAAAGCACUUGAUCCCUUGGAGCUGAGAGUUGAGCAAGAGCUUUCAACCAAAUCAACAUGCAUGAUGGAUUGUGAAGCUGCUGAUAUUUUGCAAGGAAUCCAAGAGAACAUGGUGGUGUUGUCUGAUGAUCCAGCCAUAAAACUACCUGUUUCAUUUGACAGGGGAUUGGCAUAUGGUCAAAGGAUCAGGCUUUAUGAUAAUCCCCAGGCUGUUGAACAAAUACUUGGGCCUCUAAAACAGCAUGGCGUUUCUGAUGGGGAGCUUUGCAUGAUUGCCAACUUUCCCUUGGAAUCUGUUGAUGAAGUGUUUGCUUUUGUUCCCUCAUUUAAGAAUAGAAAGAGCAAGCUGAGAGUUCCCCUCGAGAAUGUCUUGGCUGAACUAACCAAACUUAGAAAGGCAGCAUAAAUGGCUCAAGAGGAGCAUUCUAUGGUACUCGUCCAGAGGGUUCUGCAUGUCUUACUGAAGGUCAUGCCCAACAGUUGAGCAGCCAGCAACUGUUGUCGUCUUUCUUCUUCUGUCUUUCUUUUGUCUAGUUAUUAGCUAGGAUUUCAGUGCUUCAGUGUCAACCUGUUAGCUGGCUGAUUCCCAAAAGGAAGAUGCCCUCUAAUUAUCCUACCAAGAAACAAACAAAAAAAAAAGGUGUUCCUAUGUUCGCAAUCCAGCCAGAGAUGGAUCCAAUAUUUGAAGUUUGUCGGUUUCUAUUAUGAUCUCAAAUUAAUAUGUUCUAGUAGCUGAGUUCAAGUCAAAUAUUUAGUGAGUUUCGUAGUUCUUAGAUUUUGCAGAAAAAUGGAAACAAAAACUUGAAUGUAGCCUUGUUCUUGUGCUUAUGCAAAAGCUUUCAGUCAGAUGAUUGAAAGAGUGUAGUCCCUUCAUUGUUACAAAAUCAGCUUUGUCUUGGUUUA